GGAACACAAAAUUUCAUUACGUAGUACUCACCGGAAGUAAUAUUCACGUUUUUGUUGCGACAUUAAUUUUGUUUAAUUAACGAAGAAUCAGAAAUAUUCUACUCAAACAGAAUGGCUGAUGAUGAUCAAGAUAUGGAUAACUUUGACGAUGACGUAGACGAUGGAGAUAUUGAUGAACCUCUUGAUGAGCAUAUUAAUACACAAGAGGAUGAUGGACAGAUGGAGAUACUAUCAGCAGAUGCUGCCCAGCCCACUGCACCAACCAAGAGAAUCACUACCCCAUACAUGACUAAGUAUGAAAGGGCUCGCGUCCUUGGUACCAGAGCACUUCAGAUAGCGAUGUGUGCGCCAGUGAUGGUCGAGCUCGAGGGAGAGACUGACCCGCUCACAAUUGCCAUGAAGGAGCUCAAAGCGAGAAAGAUUCCCAUCAUUAUUCGCCGCUACCUACCUGAUGGCAGCUUUGAAGACUGGGGUAUAGAUGAACUUAUUAUCAUCACUGAAUGAGGAUACCACUAGGCUACACACACCCGUGAUCUCCAAGCUGCACAGUGACCUUGUUAGUGUUGUACAAUACAAUGACACUCAUGUGAAAUGUUUUCCCAACCCAAUUAGGAAGACCUUUCAGCAGAUAUUGCAUGUACCGUAGUACUGAAAACAUGUUCAUUGUUUUAUGUGCAUCUAAUACUGGAUCUUCUUUUAAGUGAAUGUAUGAUAAUUACACACCAGAUUGUCACUAAUAUUUCAUAAGGCAUCAUCAACAUAAACACAUUUUAUCCUCAGCUACAUAUUUAAACAUGCAUUUCUCAUGUAUAUGAUUGUCAGUUUUUAUUGUCAUCUGUUGUAUGAUAUUCUUAUUUUGUUAAAUAAAAACUUACUUUUAUAAACUUUA
Molecule: messenger RNA, 889 nt
Organism: Mya arenaria
Lineage: Eukaryota; Metazoa; Mollusca; Bivalvia; Myida; Myidae
Product: DNA-directed RNA polymerases I, II, and III subunit RPABC2-like
Exons: 5
Coding region: 112-504 (130 amino acids)
Biological process (GO): DNA-templated transcription
Cellular component (GO): nucleus; RNA polymerase II, core complex; RNA polymerase I complex
Molecular function (GO): DNA binding; DNA-directed RNA polymerase activity
Source: RefSeq, a predicted model, not a curated record